Molecule: messenger RNA, 803 nt
Organism: Daucus carota subsp. sativus
Lineage: Eukaryota; Viridiplantae; Streptophyta; Magnoliopsida; Apiales; Apiaceae
Product: transcription factor IIIB 70 kDa subunit-like
Exons: 9
Coding region: 235-660 (141 amino acids)
Biological process (GO): transcription by RNA polymerase III; DNA-templated transcription initiation; transcription preinitiation complex assembly
Cellular component (GO): nucleus; transcription factor TFIIIB complex; transcription preinitiation complex
Molecular function (GO): TBP-class protein binding; RNA polymerase III general transcription initiation factor activity; RNA polymerase III type 3 promoter sequence-specific DNA binding
Source: RefSeq, a predicted model, not a curated record
GACCAUCUUUCUAUACGACGGCCCAGUUGCAUAUGGGGAACAAAUCUACUAUCUUCAGUCUUCACUUCUGUUCGAGCCGUGGAACGCACUUUAAACGGUGAUUAAGACGCGCUCGGUGCAUCAACAGACUUCUGUCACGCGCAAUCAGGGUUUAGGGUUUAUCAAUCCGUUACUAGCAUCUUUUUUAUGCAUUUAUUUGCCAAAUUACAUUGAUUCAUCGCGCCGCAAUCAUUCAUGAGUUCAAGGUCACGGUUGUGGUGCGAUAGUUGUGGAUCAAAUCGUGAUACCCAGACUCUUGAUGAUGGCAGAGCAUGCUGUAGUUUCUGUGGGAAACUUCUCGUUGAGGAUAAUUAUUCGGAAGAAGUUACAUUUGCUAAAGAUGCCGGAGGACAGAGUCGAGCACAAGGAACACUGAAUAGACUUGCCAGUGGUUACUCUGCUUCACGAGACAGGACAUUAGACGGAGCUUAUGAGGAUAUGCAAUGGAUGCUUUCAUCAGUGUUCAAUGAUGAUGACUCUAACGUACUUCGACGAGCAAGAAACUUCUAUAGACACUGGAGAGGAAUUUCACAAAAGGACGUCCAAAGCAUCUUGUUGAGGCAGCUUGUCUUUAUGUUGCCUGUCGGACAUCGGAGCCUGAUCCUAAGCCGUAUCUUCUAAUUGAAUUUGCAGAGUUCUUGGGUAGAAAUGUAUACGAGCUGGGUGCUGUAUAUUUGACGUUGUUCAACAGUUAAGCCUUCAAGAUGUUCAGUCUAUUCAGAAAGCAGUUGAUCCAAGUCUUUUCAUUCAUCGGUUUGCAAAUA